Messenger RNA from Polistes canadensis, 1189 nucleotides. RefSeq names its product N-glycosylase/DNA lyase (gene Ogg1). NCBI's taxonomy places the organism in Eukaryota, Metazoa, Arthropoda, Insecta, Hymenoptera, Vespidae. The record is from RefSeq and is a predicted model, not a curated record. The transcript is spliced from 4 exons. Bases 116 to 1120 code for a protein of 334 amino acids. Gene Ontology annotation, cellular component: nucleus. Gene Ontology annotation, biological process: nucleotide-excision repair; base-excision repair, AP site formation; base-excision repair. Gene Ontology annotation, molecular function: 8-oxo-7,8-dihydroguanine DNA N-glycosylase activity; damaged DNA binding.
UCUGCAACUAUCUUCAUGCAUCCAUUUAGAUGAUAUUAAUGUAAAUAUAAAUAUUAGUUAUUUUUUAAAUAAAUAUAUUGAUAUAACAAAGAUUGCCUUGUAAUUGUUAUUUGUUAUGUUUAAAAAAUUCAUUAGCAAGAAAAUGAUUGAGUGUUCUUCCAAAGAAUUAAAUUUAGGUAUAACUUUGCAAGGUGGUCAAAGUUUCAGAUGGUUUCCCUAUGAAACUGGAUAUCGAGGUGUUUUUAACAGUUCUGUAUGGUCAUUAACUCAGAAUGAUACCUGUAUAAGUUAUACGGUUCAUGGUUCAUUAUCGGAUGAUCAUAAUUAUGAUGAAAUAUUGAGACGGUACUUCAGACUGGAUAUAUCAUUAUUAGAUCAUUGUAAAAAGUGGACUGAAGUAGAUAAACAUUUUCAGAAAUCAUCCGAUAAAGUAGACGGUGUUAGGAUCUUGAAUCAAGAUGUAUUGGAAAACCUUUUUGCUUUCAUUUGCAGUUCUAACAAUAAUAUUCAAAGGAUAUCCGGCAUGGUGGAAAAAUUAUGUAUACUAUUCGGUAAGAAAAUUUGUUCCAUUGAUGGGAAAGAUUAUUUUGAUUUUCCAACAUUGGAAUUAUUACAAGGAGAUAACGUAGAAUCUAUUUUAAGAAAGGAAGGAUUCGGAUAUCGCGCUGCUUACAUAGCAAAUACUGCUAAAAAGUUGCAAGAACUCGGUGGAAAAAAAUGGCUUUUAAGUUUAUGUAAAUGUAACAGUACUUUAUCAUAUUUCGAAGCUAAAGAACAAUUAUUGAUACUUCCUGGAGUUGGCCCUAAAGUUGCAGAUUGUGUUUGUUUAAUGUCUCUGGGAUACUUAGAAGCGAUACCAGUAGAUACACAUAUAUUUCAAGUUGCAAGAGAUAAUUAUUUACCCCAUUUAGGAAAACAAAAAACUGUAACUCCUAAAAUUAAUGAAGAAAUUAAUAAAUAUUUACGCGAAUUGUGGGGUCCAUUGGCUGGUUGGGCGCAAGCUGUAUUAUUUUGUGCAAAAAUUGGCGAUAACACUAAGAAUAUUUUAAAUAAAAAACGAAGUAAAACGGAGUCUGAAGUAAAGACUAAAAAGAAAAUUCGAAAGGUUCUUACCAAUUGACUUAAACAUUGAAAUUCGGGUAAAAAUUCAAAAAGUUCAUCACUACUAGUAUUAUCGUUAUCGUUAUCC